GGCGGGCCGGGAGCGCCCGGUGCCGGCGGCGGCGCUGGGGGGCGCGGGGCUCCGUCCCCGCCUAAGCGCGGCCCCGCUGCGCGGAGGAUGAGCUGCGGCCAGCCCAAGGACAUGGAAGCCACCGCCGCUCACUUCAGCUUCUGCCGCAGCCUCCUGGAGCACACAGUCUCGGCCGAGAACCUCAGCUACCGCCUGCAGAGGAACCCGGGCAGCAGCCUCACCUGGCACGACGGCCGGAGCCAGCGGACCGACGGCGGCCGGACGGUCAAGCUCCUGCGGCAGCCGGGCACCGAGGGCUCGCAGGGCCGUGCCUGCGACCACUAUGGCAUCUACCACACCAGCCCCACGCUGGGCAGCCUGGCCAAGCCGGUGGUGCUCUGGACCCAGCAGGAUGUGUGCAAAUGGCUGAAGAAGCACUGCCCGCACAACUAUCUCAUCUACGUCGAGGCGUUCUCCCACCACGCCAUCACAGGUCGGGCGCUGCUGCGGCUGAAUGGGGAGAAGCUGCAGCGCAUGGGCAUCGCUCACGAGGCGCAGCGGCAGGAGGUCCUGCAGCAGGUCCUGCAGCUCCAGGUGCGCGAGGAGGUCCGAAACCUGCAGCUGCUCAGCCAAGCUUCUUUUGGAAAUGUCUCCUAGCUGAUCCGUCUGUUUGGCAGAUUGUACCAACACUGUGAACCGAGCACCUCUGGGAUGGGCUGUGCACCGCCGGUACGAGACCUGAACCGCACGCUGGGAAUACGAAGAGACAGCUUCCCAGCCACUCCGGGGCUUCUCUCCUUCUUCUUCUUUCUCUUUCUUUUUGAUGAACGCGUUUCUGUGCAGAGAUGGGAGGUUUCCUCCAGCAGACGUGGCUCUUGGCUGGAGGAAAAUUAGCAAAACAGCCGCUGGGACAGAUGAACUUUUGCCCGCCUGAGCCUGAGGGUUCAGAGGGAAAGAGAUGGGAAAAAGGAGAUGGCGACAGGCAGCGCCCGGCAUCACGGACAAACGGAGCGCCGUUAUUCCCGGGACAGCUCAGAGCCACACGCAGGACGGUGAAGCCUUAUGCACAUGGGCGACAUCCCAGCACUCGGCAGCUCAUGUCCGUACCUCGGGGCGUAUUUAGGGAGCUUUAGUUUUCUCUUCAGACUGGGCUGUAUUCCAGCAUCCUAGGACGUAACGUUAUCGGUAGCAAAUAAGAUGACCCGACCAGCCAAAAAAAAAAAAAAAACAAA
Messenger RNA from Chroicocephalus ridibundus (black-headed gull), 1211 nucleotides. RefSeq names its product sterile alpha motif domain containing 10 (gene SAMD10). The record is from RefSeq and is a predicted model, not a curated record. The transcript has 5 exons. Gene Ontology annotation, molecular function: protein binding. The coding region runs from base 88 to 636 and encodes 182 amino acids. Gene Ontology annotation, biological process: cell surface receptor protein tyrosine kinase signaling pathway. Lineage: Eukaryota; Metazoa; Chordata; Aves; Charadriiformes; Laridae. Gene Ontology annotation, cellular component: cytoplasmic side of plasma membrane.